This is a messenger RNA of Phasianus colchicus (ring-necked pheasant), 3752 nucleotides long. RefSeq names its product tubulointerstitial nephritis antigen like 1 (gene TINAGL1). Gene Ontology annotation, molecular function: peptidase inhibitor activity; cysteine-type peptidase activity. NCBI's taxonomy places the organism in Eukaryota, Metazoa, Chordata, Aves, Galliformes, Phasianidae. The record is from RefSeq and is a predicted model, not a curated record. Gene Ontology annotation, biological process: proteolysis.
CCGGAGAAGGCGCUCGGAAGCGGCGGCGGGGAGCGGUGCACGGCGGGGCGGCAGCGCCUGCGGCUCCGGGGACAUGGCCAGCACCGCGCUCGUGCCCUGGGCGCUGCUCUGGCUGCUGGCGGCGGUGGGUUCGGCCGCCCGGGCGCGGACGCGCCGGGAGUUGUCCCCCGGUUUGUACGAGCACGGGGUGUUCGAUGCCGGCGGGUCCUACUGCCAACGCGGGGAUGUCUGCUGCCGCGGGCGCGACGACGGCUGCACCGUGCCCUACCUCGACACCAUCUGCUACUGCGACCUCUUCUGCAACCGCACCGUCUCCGACUGCUGCCCCGACUUCUGGGAGUACUGCCUGGGCAUCCCGGCCCCGUUCCCUAAAGCUCCAGGCUGCGCUCGCUCCGGUCGCACUUAUCCCAGCGGGGCCACGUACCGGGACAACUGCAACCUGUGCACCUGCAGUCCUGGAGGGCAGUGGCAGUGUGAGGAGCACGCCUGCCUCAUGGAUGGGGACCUCAUCGAUGCCGUCAACAAGGGAAAUUAUGGGUGGAGAGCAGCCAACUAUAGCCAGUUUUGGGGCAUGACACUGGAGGAGGGGAUGCGCUACCGCCUGGGCACCUUCCGGCCACCCCCCACCGUCAUGAACAUGAAUGAGAUGCACAUGGCCAUGGACUCCAAUGAGGUGCUGCCCCGCCACUUUGAUGCAGCCACCAAAUGGCCUGGGAUGAUCCACGAGCCCCUGGACCAGGGCAACUGUGCUGGCUCCUGGGCCUUCUCCACGGCAGCCGUCGCCUCCGACCGUAUUUCCAUCCAUUCCAUGGGGCACAUGACGCCCUCCCUGUCACCCCAAAACCUCCUGUCCUGUGACACACGCAACCAGCGGGGCUGCAGCGGGGGGCGGCUGGAUGGAGCCUGGUGGUACCUGCGCAGGAGGGGGGUGGUGACAGAUGAGUGCUACCCCUUCACCAGUCAGGAGAGCCAACCUGCUGCACAGCCCUGCAUGAUGCACAGCCGCUCCACAGGCCGGGGCAAGAGGCAGGCCACAGCACGCUGCCCCAACCCCCAGAGCCACGGCAAUGAGAUCUACCAGUCCACCCCUGCCUACCGCCUGGCCCCCAGUGAGAAGGAAAUCAUGAAGGAGCUGAUGGAGAACGGCCCUGUGCAAGCCAUCCUGGAGGUGCACGAGGAUUUUUUCCUGUACAAGAGUGGGAUCUAUCAGCACACACCAGUGGCUGAGGGAAAGGGGCCGAAGCACCAGCAGCAUGGCACACACUCAGUGAAAAUCACAGGGUGGGGUGAGGAGCAGCUGCCCGACGGCCAGAUCCAAAAAUACUGGACCGCGGCCAAUUCGUGGGGCAGAGCGUGGGGUGAGGACGGGCAUUUCCGCAUCGCACGCGGCGUCAACGAGUGUGAGGUGGAGAGCUUCGUGGUGGGCGUGUGGGGCCGCGUCAGCGUGGAGGACAUGCCCCAUAAGUGAGCGCAGCCCCACGGCGCUGUCCUUGUCCCUGCCCUACACCGCAGCCCCCCCCGGCCCCAUCCCCAGCGGGGCACCCCGGGUCGGACCCCUCGUGCCGCCGGGUGCUGACGCAGCGGCCGGGUGCAUUGGGCCGUGCGUGGGGCGUGGGGCCGGGGCGGGGGGCAUCGCAGUGCCUGCGGGACGGAGGAUUUACUCACUAAUCCAGCCCGGGCUCAGCCGGCUUUGUUGGCAGCCGGGGGCUCUUUAAAGGCAGCCACCCCUGCCCGGGGUGUCUGAGCCCCCCUGGUCGUGGCCGUAGGGCAGGAGCUGCUGUACGAACCCCCAGGCACAGCACAGCUCCUACAGCCCCUAUGGAGCUUUAGGGAGUAAAAUGCCGUGGCACCGGGGGGAGGGAGAGGGAGGGUUUAUCUGAGUCCCCAAAGAUGGAGGAGCCCAGGGCUGGGUGCUACCAGAUAAGGAUGAAGUCCCUGCAGCUCCCUCCCACCCGUCCCCAUGGUGCUAAGACCCCGGUGCAGGGAAAUGGCCCCUGCAACCAGCCCUGGGGUCUCUACGCCCCCCCGUGUCCCCACUCCUGCCACAGGACUGCAGGAGGACUCAGCCCCACUGUGUCCCCCUCUGUGCCAUGGGGCCGCAGGAGGGACUGGAGCUGCCGCACAGCCUCACCUAACCUGCAUCCCCCCCACCAGGCUCUACUUUUAAGACUUUUUUUGUAUUUAUUUUGCUUUUUAUUAUUUGUAAAUAAAACUCCUGGAAGUCUCCUCCUGCCCAUGCAGUGCUGCUCCUUCCCACACCCUGGGUGUGGGUGCAUGGCCCUGCUGCCCCAAGAGCCCCAUCCUUAUGUGAGCAGGCUGAGCCCCCCCCCUCCAUCCUGGACCGGGGUCAGCACCUGGAAGGGCUGCGCAGGGCUGAUAAGGAGCACAUUGUCUGCUUUCCUGUUUUGUCAGCACAGUGUGACCUCAGCCACGGGCUGGAGGGGCUGUGGGCAGGCGCAGAUGUACGGCCACCACGGCAUCCCUGUGCUGGGAUAAGUGGGGGUAAGGCUGCAGGAGAGGGGAUGUGGGAGGGUUGGGUUUGAGGAGGGCACCAGCAGCUUCAGGGGGGAGGUGGGGGCUGCCCUCAGCCUUGUACCCUUGUGCCAUGCUAUUCCUGUGCUCAGGUCUGUACCCAUGUCACAGAAUCACAGGGGUGGAAGGGACCUCUGCAGAUCAGCUCCUCCAGCCCCCUGCUAAGGCAGGUUCACCUCCAUCAGUAUUAACAGCAUUGGCCCUUUAAAACUAUUUUUAAAACAUUUUUUUUAAAUGAUCAUUUGCAAUGUGGAAAGGUCACGGUCUGAGAUCUUUUGUGCAGCUCAAAGUUGCACAAAUAAUCUGGAAAUCAAACCUUUUAAAGAUGAAAAAGUGCAGUUUCAGCCCUGCUCUCAGACAUUGAGUUCAUUUCUGCAGUGCCCACAUCCAUCCCAUGCCCAUAUCCCUACCUGCACCCACACCCCGCCAUGCCCAUGCUGGUAUCCACACCUCCACUCACACCUUUCCCACUGCCCAGCUCAGGGGGGGUACUGGGAUCCUGCACCCCUUCAGCUCAGCACCCAAACGUGGCACCCAUGCAGCUUCACCACACCCUGAGCUCAUGGGGAGCAGAGCAGGCCCUCAGCAUUGCUUUGGCUCCUUGGCUGAACAUUUCUAUUUGCAUUUUCUCCGUUUUACUCUUUCUUUCCUGCUUUCGGCUCUGAGCUCUGGCUGUGCCCCAACAUGGAGUGGGGCGGCACCUGCUGGCUGCAGCCUGCCCUACAGCCAAUGUAUGCAUCACCAUAUAUAAACGCACAGAGCUCUAUGUAAACAUCUGUCCCCAUAUACACACCAACCCUUAUACAUAUAUGCAGAUACAUAAACGUAUGGAGACAGGAGGUGUGGAUGCUCACACACACACCCUGCUGUGUGCCUGCUGCCAGCUGGCCAGAGCUGAAAUGGCACAAAAGUCAGCUCCAAAAAUAGAGCAGAAAUGGCUUUACUCACCAGAAUACAACUCCAAAUAUUUUUGGAAUUGUUAUUGGUACUCAGAAAGUCCCACCUGGGGCCAAAGCUGAGAAAAAUAACAGUUUUGUUAUUUCUCCUAAAAGCAUCAGAUAACGUUUUUAACUCUUCCAUAAAAAGUCCUCUACCCCACAAAAGAAACACAGCCUUCACAAAACAUCCAGUGUACUUCUCAUGAAGGCCAACUACAAGAAUAACUACAAACAUCAUUUUAGAAGCACAGGGAAGAAAAAAAAAACAAGCAAACCUUUUCA